AUGACUGACUUGGGUCUUUUAUAUCAUUUCCUUGGUAUGGCAGUGAUUCAAACUGAAUCCUGCAUUUUCAUAAAUCAAAAGAAGUAUGCUCUGACAUUGCUGAACAAGUUUGGUCUGAAACAAUGUAAGCCAGUUAGUACUCCUCUUGUGGCCAGUGAAAAAUUGUGCAAGGAAGAUGGAAGUGAUCUUGCAAAUGAGAGUGAGUACAGACAAAUUGUAGGUAGUCUGUUGUAUUUGACAGCUACAAGACCUGACAUUAUGUUUGCAGCUAGCUUAUUAGCUAGGUUCAUGCAUUGCCCAACUAAGAAACACUAUGGAACGGCUAAGAGGGUGCUGAGGUAUAUCCAAGGCACAAUUGAUUUUGGUAUAGAAUAUCAUAAAGGAAAAGAAGUUGUCCUAAUUGGGUAUUGUGAUAGUGACUGGAGUGGAAGUCAAGAUGAUAUGAGAAGCACUUCAGGUUAUGCUUUCUCUUUUGGCAGUGGAGUAUUCUCUUGGGCAUCAGUCAAGCAACAUAAUGUUGCUCUCUCCACAACUGAAGCUGAGUAUGUAAGUGCAAGUGAAGCUACUACACAAGCUAUAUGGUUGAGGUUUGUUCUUAAAGACUUUGGAGAAUUGCAGACUGAGGCAACUCCAUUAAUGGUAGAUAAUACCUCUGCCAUUGCAAUGACAAGAAAUCUUGUUUUUCAUCAGAAAACCAAGCACAUCAACAGAAGAAAAGCCCUCGCGUUUCUCUCUCUCCUCCGCGUGCUCUCUCUCUCACCCCGACGGCAGCCUCUCCCUCUCUCUCUUCGAAACUCCGGCCACCGUCCAUGGCAGCGAACGGGACCUGUGCCAAAAAGACCGACUCAGCCCCGCCGUCAAGACCUGGCCCUUCCCCGACAUCGGCCGCCGCUUCAGCUGUCGGAAAACGCUAGUUUCAGACCGGUUUUCGCUCGAAACUUCGCUGGCUCAAUCUCUCUCCUCCGGCCGCCAAUUUUGGCAAUCCAGCCUGAUUUCGGGAUGAGAUUCCGGCCACUUCCAGUCAGUUUUUGGGGUAUGCCUAAGAACAAAAGUGACUCCAAAUAG
Messenger RNA from Prunus armeniaca (apricot), 1065 nucleotides. NCBI's taxonomy places the organism in Eukaryota, Viridiplantae, Streptophyta, Magnoliopsida, Rosales, Rosaceae. The record is from the annotation of a GenBank genome assembly.